GUGUCACUCUGGAAAAAAUACAAAACCGUUGGUUAUAAAAUCUUCUCAGAUUACACGUGCUUCGUGGAACGGGAUUAUCGAGUGCAUUACCUCGGAUUUAGAAGGUCGAGUUCAGAUGAGAAAUACGAAUUGUCCUCGGCGGUUGUGGAGCUAUCAAACUGCCUCUGCGAACAGAAUUAAGGAGCUUCAGAACAAUGUGCUACAUUUACAUCGUCAUAACGCACGCAACCUCUUCGCAUGUCACGUUCAAAGGAUAACUCGCAGGACCGGCAUAAUAACGAUUGGAGUCGCUCCUUCGUCUUCGUCGUGUGACGUAAAAAAACGGACGUUCACAAGAGUCGCUCACGUCUCUGUACCCAAAGAAAAUCGCAAUUUUCCACGGAUAUCAGAAGAGUACUAGCAUGUCUUUGUGACAAAUCAACGAACUUACUGCGAAUGUCACUUUGACAUAAUGACAGCUAAUUCCACAUGCGUUUGUGCGAAGAUAAUAUCCUUUCCCACGUGUGUAAGGAAACGAAUGUCGAUGUUACGCAGAACAUCGGAGAAGUUCCCAAACCGAGGGACGUUGAAACGUGAUCGAUCAUAUCUGAACAUCGGCUGUAAAGCAAGCAAUUGAAAUAAUUGCAUUUAAUGAUGCCGAUUGUAAGCCGAUUCAAGCGGCUUCCAAAGAGAAUCAUUUAAAAGCAAUCAUCAUUAUGUUCGCGUAGUAAGCGUAGCAAAAGUAGCAAGUGUAGCAAGGAUGAAAGCUUCCCGCAGUCUUCUACCAAUGGUCUAAUAAUUUGCGCAAAAUGCUCUUCGAUGAACGCAACUAUAGAAUCAAUAAAGUUCUUCUGUCGUGGAUCGGCCAAUGGCCAUAUCAAACAAGCAGAAGAAACAGCGCUAUUAUUCUUAUUAUAGUGUUCUUAGCUGGUACACAAAUUGUCGCCAAGAUAUGCGGUUUGUUCUCCAUUAAAGAUAUGGAUGUCUUUAUUGAUUCCCUCUCACCACUGGUGGCCGACUUAGGCUGUGGAAUCAAGUUCCUUACUUGCGUAUUAAAGACAACGCAGAUAAAGGCGCUUUUCAAUCAGAUACGAGACGAUAGGCAGACGUUAUCGACGUGUGAAAACAUCAAUAUUUUUGACAGUUACGCACGCAAGGGACGCAAAUUUACAAUUAUCUACGGGGGUUUCCUUUACUUUGCGCUAAUAUUAUUCAUGUUGGUGCCGUUGCAACCGUUAUUACUUGGCUCCUCGAAUGAUACAACUCGUCCGUUAUUACACGAAGUCAAUUAUUACAUCGACAUGGACAAGUAUUACUUACCAAUUUUGCUUCACGGAUAUAUCACAGCCGCCAUUUGUGUGACCAUAGCUGUUGCGACAGAUACAAUGUUCGUCAUCAUGGUACAACAUGUUUGCGGGCUGUUUACGAUCAUCGGACAACAGGUGGAUAACAUAAUAAAGGAGGAAAAUCUAAUGAUAGAUAUCAAUCCACCUGUUGAGAACGAUGAACCAUAUAAAAACAUAAUAAAGAGUAUUCACGCACAUAAAAGAGCUUUAAGGUUUGCCAAUCUCGUGGAAGCCGUGUUUAACCCGAUGCUUCUCGUCAUGGCAGCUUGCAACGUACUCGUUGUAAGCAUGACAGGCGUUACGGCAAUGACAAACCUAGACAAGCCAUCAGAAUUUCUAAGACAAAUGGCUUUUUCAUGCGCCUUGUUAAUGCACCUGUUCUUCGAGAGUUUUCAGGCACAGCAACUGAUCGACCACAGCAUACAUAUUCACACUAGCUUAAUAAACAUGACAUGGUAUCGCACCUCAUUCAAGACAAGGAAAAUCUUUAUUUUUAUGCUGAUGAGAACACGAGAACCUUGCGUCUUAACAGCAGGAAAAAUGUUCGUUAUAUCCAUGGAUACUUUUUCUACGAUCGCUCGCAUGUCUAUGUCCUAUUUCACAAUGCUGCGAUCGAUGCAAUGAUUAAUUUGCUUCUCUACCUCGUAAAUUGAUGUAUGGAUCCUCCAGAAGACAAUGACG
This is a messenger RNA of Odontomachus brunneus, 2006 nucleotides long. RefSeq names its product odorant receptor 13a-like. Gene Ontology annotation, cellular component: plasma membrane. Lineage: Eukaryota; Metazoa; Arthropoda; Insecta; Hymenoptera; Formicidae. Gene Ontology annotation, molecular function: olfactory receptor activity; odorant binding. Bases 789 to 1949 code for a protein of 386 amino acids. The record is from RefSeq and is a predicted model, not a curated record. Gene Ontology annotation, biological process: sensory perception of smell; detection of chemical stimulus involved in sensory perception of smell. The transcript is spliced from 11 exons.